This is a messenger RNA of Acanthaster planci (crown-of-thorns starfish), 1168 nucleotides long. RefSeq names its product calcyphosin-like protein. NCBI's taxonomy places the organism in Eukaryota, Metazoa, Echinodermata, Asteroidea, Valvatida, Acanthasteridae. The record is from RefSeq and is a predicted model, not a curated record. Gene Ontology annotation, molecular function: calcium ion binding.
GCACAGAUAAAGGAUAGUGCAGAGAUAAAAAGCAGACGCACUGCGCCCCAUCGUUCAGUCGGACUGCACAAGGUGACGAGUGGUCAGACAAACCUUCCUCUGUCGUUUGGUUGUUUUUACGCUUCGGAUACUUGAUUAUCAUUCAAACCAUCGAGAUGGAGAAACUGCGACAGGCACUCCUCGACAAAAACGUGAACACCUUCAAGCAGAUGCAAAGGAAGUUCCGUGUGAUGGACGAUGACAGGAGCCGUACCCUCGACUUUGAGGAGUUGGCGAAGGGGAUCCGCGAGCUGGGCCUGACCGACAGCGACAUGACGGAAGAGGAAAUCUUGGCGGUCUUCUCUACACUGGACAAAGAUGGCUCAAAAUCUCUGAACAUUGACGAGUUCCUCGAAGCGGUCACGCCACCCAUGUCCGAGGCCAGAAAGGAAAUCGUCAAAAAGGCCUUCCAGAAGGCAGACAAGACGGGAGACGGCAAACUGACUACAGCCGACCUGAAGGGGGUCCACAACGUCACCUACAACCCAGACUUCAAAAACGGCAAAAAGACCGAGGAAGAACUGCUGACCGAGUUCCUGAACAGUUUCGAGCCGGACGAGGCCAGCAGGGAUGGAGUGGUGACGCUGGAAGAGUUUGAGAAAUACUAUGCUGGAGUCGGCAAGUCAUACGAUGCGGACGAAGCUUUCAUCCAGAUGGUCAAAGCAAGCUACUGUUUGGAGUGACAACGAUUCACUGAACCCAAACAAGACGAUGAGGCUUUCCAGCUCAACUUUUUAAAUUUGACUUGUAUUAACACGGUGCAUCGUGGUUGCUAAUUUGAAAGGAAAUUUGUUUUCCUUUCAUCUAAAUUUACUUUAGGACCGUAUAGGUGGUUGGAGAGCUUAUGUCUUGAAUUAAUUGUGACAAACAUGUGAAACGACAUUUCAAACACUGAAUAAAAACAAAAUAGACCCCAUUAAUAAUAUGGUAUGUUAUUCAUUGCGAUUGUCAUUUGCUCUAUUAAGGAAUCAUAUCCUUGCCUUCUCACUGCAGCAAGUUUGAAAUACACUGGCUUCUCAGCAUAGACUCGGGCGGGUCUGCCGACAGCUGGAGUGAUUACAUUCAAUGCACUUGCCGUUUCCAACUGUUUUCAUUUGUGACCCAUUAAAGACUUGUCAAUGAUCAGUGA